UAGAGGACGAGGAAGUUGUCAAGCCGUCACCAUUGACAAUACAUUCACAAGAUAGGCGAAAUAACGCGUCUAAAAACCGAGUUUACAAAGCUGGUUAUUAAAGGCGAAAUCAGCCAUGAAAGCACCGGCUCUCCAACAGACGGAUCUGAAGGCUCAUACAGAUGCCAGACUGCAGUCAAACUAUACCAGACCGAGUCUGGAAAACCGCUUUCUGGCUCAAGCACCAUCGAGUCUGUCUCAGUGCAUCUUUACAUCUCCAUCUUGGGCCAAUCAGACGUCCACAUCUUCACCAUGUCCCGCCCUCAAACCGACACGACUGUCAUCCACCGAGACCACCUUCAGUCUUCUUUCAUCAACGUCCUCUUCCUCCUCACUGCUGAACACAACGAACACACUCUUAAUGAAGGACACACAACAUCAUCUGCUCUCUUCUUCUCUGACCUCCACCUGUUCCAUGAAUCCUUUACUCUCUCGCUCGCACAUGUCCACUGCUGGUGCGGUUCCUCUUCUGGGUCUGUCUCUGUCCACGUCAGAUGGGAAUUUGAAAGGCUUGUAUGACAAGAGACAAGUAGAACAGGACACACUGGGAUAUGAUGAGGAGAUCAGUCAGGAUGCUAGAUGUGGAAGCUGGGUGGAGACGGACCAGGAGCCGUCCUCAGAGAUGCCUGUUGUGGAUCUGGAUUUAGAAGAUGAUGAUGAAGAACACACAGCAGCUCCUCAGGAGGAGUUCAGGGUGCUUGAACCAAGCAAAGACGAGGAGCUUGAGAAACUGCAAGGGAUGAAGUACAACCUGUUAAAUAUGGUGUGCUGUUCUCUGGUGGAUAAGAACUGUACUCCAGGCCAGAAAGACUGGGAUGAUGAGAAGAGCGUGUGGAUUCUGAUGAAGGGCCAAGCCACAGAGAUUUCCUCCAGCGACCCAGAGUUCCUCCUCAAGGUUGCUGUCUACACCAGGCAGGAACUGAACAUUCGUGUAACAGCCAACUUCCUGCUAGCACUGGCUGCCCAUCUGCCCGCUUCCAAGCCACACGUGAGACGAUACUUUUGUGCCGCCGUGCAGCUGCCCUCUGAUUGGCUGGAAGUGAUAAGAAUCUACAACACGUGUUUCAGUAAAAGUUUGCCCAGCUGUCUGAAAAAAGCCCUAGCGGAUAAAUUUAAGCAGUUCAGUGAAUAUCAGCUGGCCAAAUACAACACACGGAGGCAUCGCUGCAAACAUAACAAGAAUAGAAAGAAAGGAAAGCAACCAACUGCUGCACAAUGGAAAAAGUGGGGCGACCUUCUUAAAAUGGAUUCACCCCUUCUUCAAAAAUAUUUAAGGAGCGAGCAGCGUGUUGCAGUGGAUAAAAAACAGAGUGAGUUCAGUCUCAAGAAGAUGAUACGGCGACUUCAUAUCAAAGAUCCUGCAGAGUUUGUCAUGGCCAUACUGGGAAAGAAGUAUCCCAGUGAUGCGCAGAGUUUUUCUCGAAGUGGUCUCAGCGGUGUCUGGGAUAGAGAGAGAGCCGGAGAACGCAUGAAACUCAAGCAGCCCUUCACAUGGGAGCGCAUGCUGAGUCAAGAGGGAAACAAAGCUGCCACCUGGGAGAAGCUUAUCGACAGGAGAUCUCUUCCUUUCAUGGCGAUGCUGAGAAACCUGAGGAACAUGAUCACUAUGGGCAUCAGUGAGAAACAUCACAGUAAGAUCCUCAGCAGGCUCACCUCAAAGGAAGCUGUAAUCCAGAGCAGACAGUUUCCCUUCCGUUUCCUGUCCGCUUAUAAAGUCAUUAUGGAGCUCACCAAAUUUGCGGGUGGACCUACAAAGGCCGUUCCAAAGUCCUCUGAGAUCCUGCGGAGUAUCCUGAAGAAACUGCCAAAGAGCAAACGCAACCAGAAGCACGACUGGAACACAACGGAGCGCAAGAGACUGAGGGUCACGAUGGGUGUGCCUUUCGUCUACCGCUUAUACAGCACUAAACGCAAUCUUCUGAAAAAGGCAAAUCAGAGGCUGUACACUCAGCAGAUUUUGGAUCAGUACCGUGCCGCCCUGGAGAAGGCCAUUCAGAUCUCCUGCACGUUCAAUAUUCCUCCUCUCCCCGGGCACACUCUUGUCAUCUGUAGUAUUUCUAUGUCAUCUUACGCUCGAGAUGGCCCGGAGGUCUCUCACGACUUCUGCAUCCCUCCGGAGAACACCGAUACCAUAGAUGAGACCAAACUCUCAGCUUCGAACCUGGAUGCCGCUUUACUCUUGUCUAUGAUGAUAAACCACUGCAGUGAACAAACUCAGAUUAUGCUGUAUUUGUCCGACCUUCACGAGAUAAAACUAAAGUCUUCUAACCUGCUGGAUAAUGUGAGACAAGCAAUGAAACAAGUGGAGGAAAUAACUGAUCCCAACAUUGAAGAUGAAAGCAUUACAGACACUAAAUUCUUCUCCAAGCUAACUGAAGAGAGGACGAAGGUUGAUCGUAUAAUUGUGAUUGAAAAUAACUGGACGGAUGGAUGUUUGAUGACGUGUAUCAAUAACUAUCGGCAAGAUACUGCCAGCGAUGCUAUCGUGAUAGAUGUGCUAAUUGGCAAAAAGAAUCCGGAAGAUAGAGCUUUAGAUGACCCUAACGCUGUAGUGCUUUAUGGGUUUAGCGAGCAGAUCCUGAAGUUCGUCACAGAGAGAGGCUCCUCGAGACUUCUGCAGCACGUGGAAAACAUGGACAAAGUGCACAACAUCCCCCCUCCACAGGGGCACAAAACUCAACCCGAGAGAUCCGACGAUAUCGUCGCCCUGCCGCCAACACCGAAGCUGAGGUGGAGAGGCGUGAGGGUGUUCAUCUCGUCUACAUUUAGGGACAUGCACGCCGAGAGAGACGUUCUAAUUCGUAGCGUGUUUCCGGAGCUCAGGAGGCGUGCGGCGCCACACUGCCUCUACCUGCAGGAGGUGGAACUGCGCUGGGGUGUUACAGAAGAGGAGUCCAGCCGCGCUGUGGAGCUCUGUCUGUCUGAGGUCUGCCGUAGCCAGCUGCUGCUUGGAAUUUUGGGAGAGAGAUACGGCCUGGUGCCGCCCCACCCCAACCUUCCUGAUCUGCCUCAGUAUAACUGGCUGGGCUCGGCUCCAUCAGGGUUAUCCAUCACUGAAAUGGAGAUUCGACUGUUUGAAGCUCUGUACCCAGACUCUGCACAGAGCCGUAUGUGCUUCUACUUCAGAUCACCUCAUCUCAACAGGUCAGUGCCGGUCGCGUGGAAGACAGACUUUGUUGCUGAAUCCAGCGAAGCAGAAGCUAAGAUGAACAGCUUGAAAACAUGGACCAGGGAAAAACAUUUUAAAGUUACAGAAAACUAUCCCUGUGAGUGGGGUGGAGUGGUGGAUGGAAAGCCCUAUGUCAAGGGUCUGGAGGAGUUUGCAAAGGCGGCGCUGGAGGAUAUCUGGGAGGCCUUACAGAAGCUCUUUGUUGAGGAGACAGAAGAAGAUUUCACCUCUGAGAUUAAAGAACAGGAAGUGCAUCAGGAUUCCCAACAGCGACAGUUUCACGGCAGAGCAAAACACAUUUCUAUGGGGAUUGAGAAAGUUCAGGAAAGUCAACAAAAAGGAGGAAUUCUGCUGGUGGAAGGAAAUCCUGGAGAAGGCAAAACUGUAUUCAUGGCUGCCCUGGCCCAGACGCUCAAAACCUCAGGCAAAAACAAGAAAAACCCAGUCUGUGAUGUCAUUUCCUAUUCUACGGACGCUAGCCAAUCAGCGUGCAGCGUUGAGCAGCUUCUUCGAUGUCUGGUCCAGUGGCUGAGAUUGAGGAAAAAUGAGGCAGAGUUGACUCAAAACACUUCUUACAAAGACUUGCUGUCGGAGUUCAACAUGCUGUUGAAUGACUUGAAGAAGGAAAAGCCGAUGGCCUUGCUUGUUGACGGUGCCGACCGCAUACAAGAUGGUCGAGGUCAAAAGGUGUCUGAAUGGAUCCCACAACAUCUCCCAAAAGGCGUCUGUCUGGUUCUGAGCGUGACAUCAGAAUCAUCACUUCAGAGCAGUGUUUGUAAAAGAAAAGAUGCCGGAUCGUUUCCGCUUGGACAGUUAUCUUUAACAGACAGGAAGGAGAUUGUACAGAAGCAACUGGUUGUGUUUGGAAAGAAGCUGAGCGAUUCUGCUUUCAAUAACCAGCUUCAGACGCUGCUGAUGAAGAAAGGUUCUGUGAGUCCACUGUAUCUCCAUCUGGCCUGCGAGGAGCUGAGGAACUACGCCUCCUUUGAGAAGAUGAAGGACAGCCUGCAGUCUCUUCCUCAGUCUCUGUGUGAGUUGGUUCAGAGAUCUCUGGUGAGGAUGGAGAGUCAGUAUGGAGCAGCGGGACUGGGAUGGGCUUUAGCUACACUGGUCAUCAGCUCCACCGGGUUGCGGGAGACUGAUCUUUACUCUGUAUUGAACACGUGCAAUGAUUUAAACUCCAGAGGUGGGCGAGUGUCAUGGCCGGAAACUUUACAUAUUGCUAAACAUCCCGAGACUCGUGUUCCCAUGGCGACAUUCUCUCAAAUAGUGCGAUUUCUGCACAGUCUGAUCGGCCCGUCUCAUGGUCAGGGGUCCGAUGAUAUUAUGACUUUGACUCAUCCGGAGGUGAGGUCGGCCUUUCAACAGCUCUAUCUCUCCACUGAGGAGGACAAGACCAGAACACAUCUGAUAAUCGCAGCUCACUUGUGGGUGAGGUCAAACCCUCAGGGGAAGGACACAUUUCUUCACUCUGAUCCUGAUUCACUGUCCUGUCUGCCGGCUCAUCUGAUGAACUGUCAUCAAUGGGAGCCUCUGCGUUUCCUGCUGUCCAGUUACUACUUCCUGUACGCUAACGUGCGGCACGGACGUCUUCAUCAGCUCUUGGAGACCUACAUCAUGUUCGCCGACAAAGUUGCGUCCCGUCCGCUUCAAUCCACAAGUGCAGCAGACAACAUGAAGGAUCUUGAAGACUGUCUCGGGUUUCUGAAGCGUCACAGUCCUCUUCUCUCUCAAUGGCCGGCUCUGUUUGUACAGACGGCUCUCAAUGAACCACACGACAGCUCUGCUCAUUCAUGGGCUGAAAAUAUGACGAGAAAGGGAGGUGUGCAUGCUGUUGAGUGGCUGAACAACACACUAGAAGUACUAAAAGAAGAGAGCGAGCUGGUUUCCACCUUCCAGUCUGAGCCCAGUUGUGUGGUGUUGAGUCCGGGUGGAAAGCUUGUGGCAGUGGGUACUGAAGAGGGGACUCUUCACUUUCUUCACACAGAGACUGGCCAGGAAGUGAUGUCAUUGGUAAGCUGUUGCGAUGGCAUCUCUGGAUGCGUUUUCCUGAAUGAGAGACUUCUCGGAACUACUUCAUUUGACGGGCAGGUGGAAGUGUGGGAUGUUGAGAGUGGUUGCAGAACCACCCGCAUGAGCGCCCACUCCAACAGGAUCACAGGAUGUGACGUCAGUCCGGACAGAAAACACUUUGUUACCGUCUCAAUAGAUUUAAACGUCAAGGUGUGGUCAGCGCAGAAGAAUAAAGAGGUGGCGUCUCUCGUGAAUCCCUCUCCUCUGAACUGUGUGAACUUUGACCCUGAGGGUCUGCUGUUGGCCGUGGGCUCCUGGGACGGAUCUGUUUGUGUGUGGCGCUGGCUAGAGAAUCAAAACAUUACGACUUUGUUGGGUCAUGAGAGUUCUGUGCGCAGUCUGUCUUUCUCUCCCGGCUCCUCUUUGCUGUGUUCAGGAUGUUUGCUUGGAGAAGUGCGGCUGUGGUCGGUUUCAGCAGCUACAUGUUUGGGUAGUUAUCAUGCUCACCGCGGCUCCACCGAGUCCCUGAUUUUCAUACAGGGAGGAACACUACUGCUGAGCGCUGGAUACGACCGUGUGGUUAAGGUAUGGUCAGCGGGGUUUGGACGUUGUGUCACUGUGCUGGGAGAGGAAAAGAAACUGGCAAUACAGCAGCAAAAGCACUCCAGACAUGCAGAUGAAGUGGAAGUUAACGCCCUUUGUGUGGCUGUAACCGGUCAGUACGCAGCUGUGGGAUAUCACGGAGAGGGCAUCAAACUCUACAACUCUGAGUCAGGACUGAAGGUGUGGCAUACUGAGAGGCUUCAGGUGUCCACGCUCUGCCUGAUGUGGAUGAAGGCUGAAGAUGAUGAAAUGCUGCUGUCUGGAGGCUCAGACAACCGUCUCCGAGUCUGGGAAAGGCAAAGAGAAAAUGCAGAAAGCCUUGUGCUGAUAGGAUCCUUUGGAGUGCAGAAGGGACCCAUCCUCGCCCUGGCUCAAAACACUACUCAUGUUGCAUCUGCGUCCGAUGACUUCACGAUUGCUUUGUGGUUGAAGAGUGAACUGACCUCUAAACCAUGGGUUGACCCUACUGCGGUGUGUAUUCUGAGAGGUCACAAUGGAGGGGUCACAUGCCUCGCCUUCAGACCUGAUGGAGAGGAACUUCUCUCAGGAGGCAAAGAUCAGGCUUUGAUGAUAUGGAAGGUAAACUCCUCUACUCAAGUUCUCAAGAAGUCUAUUCCCCAUUGCCAUGGAGACUGGAUUACAGGAUGUGCCUGGACCUCACAAGCUGUGAUAAGCUGCUCUAGUGACUGCAAACUGUGUGUAUGGGAUAUCCAGGCAGGAAGUUUGAUAAGAAACAUCGUGUGUAGUUCUCCUCUUAGCACACUGUGCUGCUGGGAAGAUUAUGUGAUGGCCGGGUCUGCAGACGGACUGCUAAUGGUGUGGAAGUGGAAUUCCGGCAUCGAGGUCACCAGGAUCCAGGCACACAGGUCACGGGUCCAUCACUGCACUGUUGUCAUCCAGCCAGCUACAACAAAUAUGGAAGAGACACUGAAAGCAGAGGACUUAUUGGUGGCCACAGCAUCAGAAGAUGGAACCUGUAAACUCUGGCACCCACUGCAGGUGCAGCAUCACGGCAGUCUACAUGGCCACAGCGCCGAGGUUCAGGGCGUCGUGUGCAAACAGGCGGGACAGCCGGAGUUUCUCACCGUCUCUAGAGAUCGAUCACUCAGGUCGUGGAGUGUCACCACAGCAAUGGAUUCUCCGCUUUCACAGAAGGGCAGUGUCAGAGCAAUGUGCUUCCUGGAUAAAGAUGAACUGCUGGUGUGUGGUUAUGACUCGGGCAGAUUGGAGAUGUGGCAUCAGAAUUCAAUGGUUUACUGGAAGAAGGUCAGUGAUGGCGAUGUGUGUGCUGUCACCAGUAUGCCGGAUGAUCAGAUGGCCGUGGGCUGCUCUGACUGCUCAGUGUGUGUUUGGAAACUGAAGUGGGACUCUGAGAAGAGCACUGUGGGGUUGGAAAAGGUGUCUUCGUACACAGUGAGCUAUCCCGUGUGGUUUUUACACUACUGUAUCACUCUCUUUGGAGUGUGUGGCAAUGGUGUAGUCGUCGCUGUGUUCUCAACUGUAAAUGAGCGGCCCACAGAACAGUUUUGUUUUGAUCCGUCGGCACGUCCCGCGGGAGUAAUGGCCAAUGACAAGAAGAGCUUUUGGUUGUGGGGACAAGAAAGGAGCAAAGUUUGUUUUAAUUUCAUCAUAUCUAUGAGUACCGACAUCUUUGACGUGAUGGACUUUUGUAAAAGUAAAAUAGGUGAUGAGGAGGAUGGGGAGCAGACUAAAGAGAGCAGAUCCUGGAUCACAGCUUCAGCCGUGCAGGACGAUUUCGUUGUUUGUGGAGACUCUAAAGGCUACAUGUGGUUUAACAAGCCAUCCAAACCCUCCACCUGGACCCAAAAACGACUGGCACAUGAAGACAAAGUGACUGUACUGAGACUGACCAAAGACCUCAUCAUCUCUGCAUCUUACGACAGAACCGUCAAACUGUGGGACAGACACACUAAGAAACAGUUGGGCAUGUUUGUGUGCCGAGCGCCGGUGAAGGUACUGGAAGUCAAACCAAGUAACCUCACAGAAUUUGUUUGUGGAGAUGCUCAGGGUCAACUGUACUUCCUGUCCUGGAAAGUGUGAUGCUCUUAAAUUCAAUCAAAGUGUUGUGGGAUUUUCUGAGGGAUGAGGUCAAGGCUUGUCUUUGAAGUUUGUUUAUUAAUACUUGAAUGCAAGAUCAGCUAAAUACGGAAUGACAGUUAUCAGCAGAGCCAUUGAGAGAGUUCUGCCAACGGAAGUCCAAAACGCUGGAGCGUCACGUGAUUCAUGGAGCCUUCAGAUAGUUCCAGGAAGUUAUGAUUUCUCUUUAAAUGCUUUUUCUUUUUUUGUUCAUUAAAUGUUUUUCGUCUUUAAAUGGGUUAGAAGUUUACCUCAGUUGGUCUGUUUAGUCGCAGCUCCAUGUGUAACUAGUAACUUCUGGGAACUAUUGAGAGCCUCCAUGAACCGCCAUUGCUGUAAAAAAACUGUUCCAUUGGAGUCAACGGAGUUGAUGCAACUCUCUCUUUCAAUGGCUCAGGUCUACAGACUACCAAAAUCUCUUACGGGUGUAGGUGUUACCUUAUUCUCUAGAGGUCCUGCUCCACUGAAAAACAGGAAACUAUAGAGACAUACAUUUCUAGAAAUAUUUGUUAACCUUUAAGUCGUAGGCACAUUUCUACCAUGAAUCACUUUCUUGGAAAAAAAUAUAUUAUUGUGAAAGUUAAAAACCCUCAUCUUUAUACAUGCAUGUUUCUAGCUUUGCUAAAAGAUGAUUGAAUAAAAGAUAAUUGAAUAAAAUUAAAGAUUUCCAUUACACUAAGAAUCCUUUAUCUUGACGCAUGUAGAAAACUCCGGCUUGUGGUCUUGUGCAAUUUAUAAUAGGGACGCACCGAUAUGUAAAUUUUGGCCGAUAACCGAUAAUUCUUUAACACUGGAAGCCGAUAACUGAUAUAUGGCCGAUAUACAGUAACUAAAUAUUAAUAUAAAUUCCCAAUUUUAUUGACAGAAUAUAGACAGAAAGCAUUCACACAGCAGUCCGAUUCAAACAAUAUGCUUCUGUUCCUAUAAUUUGCUCAUCCAUAAAUAUCUACAUGCUGUACCUACGUCAAAAAUGUUUUGCUAAUAUCUGUAAGUGAACGAUCACGACAUAAAAACAGUACUGUACUGUAUUUUAACUGUAAGCAGCGUGCAUCUAAAGAAGUUUAUCCAGAGGAAGUGAUUUACGAUUUAUUGGCUAUUAUACAGUAUACUGGCCGAUAACGUUAUGGCCGAUAAUUUAUCGUGCAUCCCUAAUUUGUAUUAUUUUAUACAUGACUGAACACUACAUGAUACAGUUGCCUUAAACACAGCUCUGACAUGAGCAUAUAUGUGUUUAUUUCAUUGAAAUGGAUACUAUAUUAUUCUAUGGUUAGCUAAUGAGCAUUUUAUCUUGCAUGUAAUUAUACAUGUCAAAUUUGUGUGAUGGUGAAUAUUCUGAAUAAACUACAUUUGAAAAAG
This is a messenger RNA of Triplophysa dalaica, 9277 nucleotides long. It is a transcript of the gene tep1, whose product is annotated as telomerase-associated protein 1. Gene Ontology annotation, molecular function: telomerase activity; telomerase RNA binding; protein binding. Gene Ontology annotation, cellular component: telomerase holoenzyme complex. The record is from RefSeq and is a predicted model, not a curated record. Lineage: Eukaryota; Metazoa; Chordata; Actinopteri; Cypriniformes; Nemacheilidae. Gene Ontology annotation, biological process: telomere maintenance via recombination. The transcript is spliced from 55 exons. The coding region runs from base 116 to 7885 and encodes 2589 amino acids.